GCUUCGUCCGAAGCAUUCGAUCUCAUGGUUGUGGUUGUGGAUCAGAUCCGAGAGAGCAGAGCCCGAUCAUGGUUUACGAUGCUUUCGGGCUCAGACGGAUAAUGUUGGCGGAAGAGAGAAGGUGCUGCGCAUGAUGGAGUCAGUUUAGUGAGUCAGGCAGCUCGCGGCGAUUGCUGUAAUUGCUGGCGAUUUGGUGCAUCUCUCGUUUCGUUUGGUGUCGUUGGUACAGUCGCUCGAGGCGUAGACGACAAUGGCGAUGGUGGGGACGAGAAUUGCGGUGGCCAGAACCGUCAGCAGCAUCGUCGCGCCGUUGCGAGGAGUGAUUCCCUGUUCUGCUUCUCCUUCCGCUUCAUGCUCGACGACGACGUCGUCUUCUUCUUCUUCCCUUUCUCGGUUCGCUGCAUCGCCCUUUGGGAGCUUGCAUUUGCGCCAUUCCUCUGUCACUUCGUGCACCUCCUCUCCCGCGGCUGUUCAAGCUAGCGAGUCGACAUCUCCUCCUCCUCCUCCUCCCGCGGCGCCCGCAGUAACGCAAGCCGAGCUCGACGCGUUGGACAUUCGGGUGGGCAAGGUCAUCAGAGCAUGGAAACAUCCCGAAGCAGAUUCUCUCUACGUGGAAGAAGUGGAUCUCGCUGAAGCUGAGGGACCUCGGACCAUCUGCAGCGGCCUCGUCAAGUACUUGACUCUCGAAGAAUUAGAGGGCAGGAAUGUCGUGGUCCUCGCAAAUUUGAAACCUCGUAACAUGCGUGGUGUCAAGUCCAACGGAAUGCUGCUCGCCGCGUCGAACGCCGAGCACACGACGGUGCAGUUGCUGUGCCCGCCAGAAGGAGCAGCACCUGGAGAACGAGUUUGGUUCGGCGCAGAAGCUGACCAAUCUGAGCAAGCAGCUGCUGCUACACCCAAUCAGAUUGCGAAGAAAAAAAUCUGGGAGAGCGUCCAGCCUCUCCUGAGAACCACAGAGGAAUGUGUAGCCGUAUGUCAGUCUAAGCCGAUGCGCACAUCUGCAGGUGUUGUGAAGUGCCAGUCACUACAAGGGGCAAACAUAGCUUGAACCCCGCACCCACGCACAGUACUCAAUGUUGGCCAGGUAUCCAGUCAAUUUGCAACGUAGAAAACAACCAUGAAGCUUCUGAUUACGGUAGAUCAUAUGGGAUGAAGGAAUCUUUUCUUCCUCUAGCCCAGGACUGGGUUUGUUGUCAGAGGUGAAGGUUUUAGUAAACAAAGAUCUCUUAGCUGCAAUAGCUGAAAACUGCACCCUGCUGCCAAAUUGUCACAUCUUUGCAAAGAGUCUCUUCGGUUACCAAUUCUUACAAUGCUUAAUGGCUUGAAGAGGACGUGUGACACGGGAAGAAUUGAGGAAAUUAUGGUUAUUGCCCUAAUCGUCCUAUCCCAAGUAUUCGAAACAUUAUUUAUGACUAUCAUGUGCUGUGACAAUAGUAUGUCCAACGACAGCAAGCUGAAAUUGGAGCACACUUCUCACGAGUCUACGUGUGGAAGCAGAUUCGUGAAGACAUCCAAAAGUGGCUCGUCCAAUGAGGAGCUCGAAUUACAGUUCAUGAACCGCUUGAAGUCAACCUUCUCUGUAGUGAUGGGAUUCGACACGAAGGAGCUUGAGUCCACAAGCUAGUCUUGAGAAAGGUUUUACUGUAGGAAAUACAUAGUAAAGUGGCGGUUCAUGCUUCCUAAGUUUUUGUUUUUGAAGAUUGUAUCAAACAGUACGCCGAGGUGUUAA
Molecule: messenger RNA, 1729 nt
Organism: Marchantia polymorpha subsp. ruderalis
Lineage: Eukaryota; Viridiplantae; Streptophyta; Marchantiopsida; Marchantiales; Marchantiaceae
Source: the annotation of a GenBank genome assembly